Molecule: messenger RNA, 1399 nt
Organism: Cuscuta epithymum
Lineage: Eukaryota; Viridiplantae; Streptophyta; Magnoliopsida; Solanales; Convolvulaceae
Source: the annotation of a GenBank genome assembly
ACUAUUUCCUCUUUCUUCUUCUCCAAGUCUCUCCCUAUUGCAUUCUCUCUGGUCUUUCUUAUCUACGAUCAUUUAGUUUUCUUCUCUCCGGCAGGAAGAUCAUUACAAAAUGACUCUCAUUAAUGCAAGUUACUUACUCUCUUUAAUUCGUAGCUAUUUCUUCUUUCUAUAAUACCGCCAGUAGUUUAUCGGGAAGCAAUCAAACAAAAAAGUGCAACGGACGAGUCUUUUUGUGCACCACAUUGGGGGUUAUCGGCCGAUGAGCCUUAGCUUCGAUUUGUCCGCCUUCGAUUAUACGAAGGGCGAGUUUUCAUUGGUUGUUUAGGGCGGUGCUGGUUGGAGGAUAAGGAGGUGUUGGUUGGAGGCUUGGAUUGGUGGAGAGGGCGGCGGGCGUGGCUUUAUAUCCAAGCAGUCCGAGAGAUUCAGGGAGGAACACAGAGUGCAGGCGGCUGUUUUGUUAGCAGAAGCAGCGGCUGAGGUGGGGGGUAUACAGAAGGUCUAUGGAUAGCGUUGUUGAUUGGUAUAAGCAGAUGGCGAUCGGUGAUGACGAAGAAGAACUGAAUCUUGAUGAAGGGGAGGUUGAGAGCAGUCCGGUGGAGGAGGCGGCGAUCGGUUUCCCAGUGAUCGGCCAAGUUCUUAUUGACUGCAAGGUCAAAUUUCCGGACCUCAAGAAGACGAUGCUUUCGCUUUGGCGGCCGGGGAAAGAUAAUUUUUGUCCCCUAAAUUAUGAAGAAGGCUUAGUUUUAGAAAAAAGAUUUGGACCCCAACUAAGAGCAGGUAGUGGGGUGAACACGAGCCCGAUAGGAGGACAUAGUUGGCUCUUGGAGGGUUCAUCGAGCUCAAACAGAACGGGUGGAGGCCCAGGGGAAUCCAAAGCAGAAGGAAAGAUAGUAGAAAAGGAGAAAGUAUCCAUGACUGAAUCAGCCCAAAGCUUCACACAAGGGGCCAUGGUCACCUCCAGCCCCUCCCUGUCUCCACCCCUGGUGGGGAGGAGCCAAAGAAAGAAGUUUCUAAGAGGAGGAAGAUAUGGGAGACUCAAACAGAGAAGGAGCAAGUGGAGGACACCAUGGCUUUGGACGGAGCAAAAAACGGGGAGGAGGCAGGCUUUGCUCCAUAAGCCCGUCGAAGAUGUAGGUUGCAGGAUGGAGGUCACUCGCCAGAGGGAUUCUUCAGGUGUUAUGCCUGUGUCAGGAGUGUUUUUUAUUUUACUUUGUUUGCUACUUCAAUAAUUGUUGCUUUUAUUUUGAUGUUUGUUUCUUUGUUUACGUUCCACUUUGUAAGAGUUGAUUUUGGAUAUGGGGAUGAGGGGAGUAUGACGACCGUUUUUGGCUUUGUGUUUCCCAAUAAUGGAUCAGCGAAUUGUAUUGCUGUGACGAUUAAUUCCGAGUCUGGUUCGAGU